Molecule: messenger RNA, 612 nt
Organism: Rotaria sp. Silwood1
Lineage: Eukaryota; Metazoa; Rotifera; Eurotatoria; Philodinida; Philodinidae
Source: the annotation of a GenBank genome assembly
AUGUUACCAAACAAAAGCCAAGCUCGUACAAGUCGUAUCGAUGAUAUAUCAUCGGAUUAUUCUCAACGUCGUGCACAUUUUUUAACUGGAUUAAUCAAUGAAACAACAUCUCGUAAUGGACAAAUUGAAAAUGGUUCAUAUGGUGUUACAACAGCAAAAGCUCCAUCUGAUACUAAUGGAAAUGAUACAAAAAAACGUUCACGUUCAUUUGCACGUCCAACAAUUCGAUCAGCUGUACCAAAUUCACAAUUAAUAACAAUUAUUAAACGACCAUCACAAUCGAAACAUGCUGGUCAAAAAGUUGAACUUUAUACGAAUCAUUUUCGAAUAAAUUUUUCCAAACAAACAAAUGAAUUAAUAUUAUAUCAAUUUGAUUUUAAAUUAUUCGUACGAGAUGGUUUAUGGCGUUCAUGUCGAAAAGACGAACGUUUACAAGUUCUUAAAAAAAUUCUUGAACAAGAACAUUUUCCACUUGUGUGGUAUGAUGAAGGAAAAAAUUUAUAUUCAAUUGAAAAUUUAAUAUUAAAUUAUGAACAAGCAUAUCAAUGUGAAAUUAAACAUGAACCAACAGGACGAACAAAUAAAUUUCUCUUUAAUUACAAAUCUUGUUAA